Molecule: messenger RNA, 438 nt
Organism: Huiozyma naganishii CBS 8797
Lineage: Eukaryota; Fungi; Ascomycota; Saccharomycetes; Saccharomycetales; Saccharomycetaceae
Gene: DLS1
Product: Dls1p
Exons: 1
Coding region: 1-438 (145 amino acids)
Molecular function (GO): protein heterodimerization activity
Source: RefSeq, a predicted model, not a curated record
AUGUCGUUGGAACCGGAUGUGGAGCGUGUGGAGCGCAUAGCGAAGAACGAUCCAGAGUACAUGGACACGUCGCCGGAGGCUCUUGCUGCGACGGCGUUUGUCACGCAGUACUUCAUCCAGCAGCUGUGCGGGGACUCCCUCAGCGUGUCCGCUUACCGGAAUGCACCCUCCGCUGCGGGCGAUGGUGAUGGUGAGGGUCCCACGUUACAUCUCGAGUACAUGGAUAUCGCGGACUGCGUGGCCGUGAGGAACCAGUACGCCUUCUUGGGGGAGAUGAUACCGCGGACGAAGAACUUGGCGGAACUCGUCGCUCAGAACAAAGUGAGGUACGUGACAGAGGUGUUCACGCCAGCCCAGGUUGGCGUGGCCCGUGAUGGUGGGUCGCUGGCAAGUUCCUCCGGUGCUGUCCAGAUAGAUAUAGACACGGAGAGUGACUGA